Parnassius apollo (apollo) is the source of this 1176-nucleotide messenger RNA. The record is from the annotation of a GenBank genome assembly. Lineage: Eukaryota; Metazoa; Arthropoda; Insecta; Lepidoptera; Papilionidae.
AUGGCCGAAGAACUACCACGAGGCCUUGAAUCUGUUAAAGUUGAGGAAGACAAUAUCGAAAACGAGAAUUUCAAAUUUGAAGGAAACGGGAAUCAUGAAACAGAUACUGCUGUAAAACAAGAAGACUUGGAGAUUGAUGCUUUUGACGAUCGACAUAAGGAUUUGGAUAACGACUUGGCACUAAUUAUGUGUGGUUCAAAGAGUAUAACAGAUGACUUUGACAUAGAACGGCCCCGCAUACAAACAAAUAAUUUUUCAAAACCGUUCUUGAUGCCAGUUGAGGCACGGAGCCCCAAAAAUGCUAGGCAGUUCAAAGGCUACUUUAAAAUUAGCCAUGGUGAUCUUUCAAGGCCACAAGUUGGACUUCAAGGAAGGGUAAGGAGUGAACGCCUGUGGCAAGAGUUAGGUGACAUUUUAAACUCAGUGGGUGGAUGUGGUGUUAACAAAACUUCCGACAAAUGGAAAAGGGUAUGGUCUGACUGGAAAACCAAAACAAAAAAGAAAGCCUCCCUUAUAAAUCGGGACAUUCAUGGCACUGGUGGUGGGUCUGGUAGGGGAAAACCAUUAAGUCGACUUGAGGAAAGGGUGUUACGUGUAAUUGGGGUCACCGCAAUUACUGGAAGUCAAGCCAUACAAGAAGCAGGCUUUCAAGAACCAUCUCAACCCCAAGUGAGCAAUACAGCUGAUACAGCAGGGAGGAUGUCAUCACCAGCAGAAAUUGAGCUCUUGGCAUUACCAUCAGCUGCAGAAGAUACACCCAUAGCAGUGCCAGCAAAUGUAACAUCUCCACCAGCACAUCCUGUCAGUCCUGUGCCAGGACCUUCAAAUAGUAGAACUAUACAAGGAGAAAGGUCGCCGGUAUCUGCCGGCCCUUCUACACCUCGUCAUCGCCAUCUCAGACAGCGAAGACUGCGACAAACACCAUUUGACCGAGCCACCAGCGAGUUUGUAGCAAUAGAGGAGAAUCGGUUGCGUUUUGAAAGGAAGAGGGAUGUGCGUCAACACGAGCUUGAAACUGAACGACUCAAAAUAGAAGCACAACGUCUGCAACUUGAUAGAGAGCGCGUUCGGGUUGAAGAAGUCCGCACCCGUGUAGAGGCAGACCUACGUGACUACAUCCAAGAAUUAAAUUUAAAAAUAACACUCUUAUGUCACUAUUGGAGACUCGUGAUUUGA